GGGUAAAUAAAUACAACUAUUUUUUAGUGUUUUUCAAAUGGAUUUUGAAGUUCUUUUUUACAUCUAAAUAUUUUUUGAGAAUCAGUGUUUAAAACCAUUCAUCUUAGUUAACUUUCAGCUUCAUAUCGAGUGUUUUUUACGUCGACCUCAAGCUAAUAAUACUUUACUUUUCUCAUUUGAUUUCCAAAGUUGCCCCGCUUCACAAUGUUCAGAGCAUCUCAGUUUCACAAACUUCAACCUUACCAGUUUGGUUAGUCAGUCAAUUUAUACUGGUCUGAAUCCUGCCAUAGCUCAGAGAAUUUUCCAUCAUUGAUCGUAAUUUUAGGGUCAUUUUUUGAAGCCCCACAAUGUCUAAAUCGGAAGCAGAAUUGGAAAAAUCGGUCAGCCUAAUGGACCAAAUUCAAGCAUUGAUUGCACCUCCUACAUCCAGAACAGGAUCAGACGGCAAAGGAGAGGGUCUAGAGGAGAGGCACCCAUACUAUCGUAGACCUGGGCAAGGUCACAAUCAUGAUUGCUGUGAUGCCUGCGGUGAGGGUGGCAAUCUCCUUUGUUGCGACCUUUGUCCCGCCUCGUUUCAUCUCACUUGCCACGAUCCUCCACUUGUUGAAGCUGACAUUCCAUCAGGGCUCUGGAGCUGUCAUCAAUGCCAAUAUCUAGCAAAAAAAUCUAAGGAAAAAGACAAUUUCAAAUGCUCUGGCAGUAAAGGUGCCACAUCAAAAUACCGUGCUAAGAUACCUGAAUGUAAAACGCCAGUCUCUCGUCGGACAAGCAGAGCAUCCUCCAUUGACAGCGCCGGCAGCUCACAAGCAAAAUUGAAAAGAACAAACUUCACUGAGUCAGAAUUCGAUGCACAAAGUCGGGCAAUCAUGGAAUCACUGGAAUUGAGCACCAAACAGUCAACUUCAUCCUCUAUGGCUGGCGGCAGCGAUGAGUAUGAUUCGGAAGAUGAAUCUCUUGAUGAAGAAUUGAUUUUUUCCACUGAUAACCCAAUGCAAGCGCUAAUAGAUGCGGCAGCGCAGUUGAAUCCCACCCAGUUUGAACUUCCUCGUGAUAUGUCAGUUCCUAUAAAUUUCCCAGGAUCUGACAAACCUUUUUGUCCUAAGAAAGUUUCAUCUGCGCAUUUGGUUGUCGGGAAAAAAGCAGAAGAUCAGCAUGUAUCUGAGGAUGGAAUAGUGCCAGAACCUGUCAGAUUUUGUUUUGAAUGCGGAAAGACUUGCCGGUAUGCACCUCUCAUUGCGUGUGAUUAUUGUCCUCUAUUUUACCAUUUGGAUUGUCUUGAUCCACCGCUAACUUAUUUUCCUGCCUCUCGCUGGAUGUGUCCAGCUCAUCCUGAACAUUUCAUUGAUAGUUCUUUGUUGAAGUCCACCAGUGUCACUGAAAGGGUUCGCUUGUGGCAAAGAUUCAACAGACCAUUUGAUCAUCAUACUGUUACCCUAGAAUUUUAUCGUAAGACUCAUUUAAGAAAUGUGAUGCAUCCUAUAGGACCACCCAUAUUAAAUAACAAUUCUAUCAAUGUCCCAGAAUCGGUCAAAGCAUUGUAUCGGAACCCACCACCUGCUCUCCCCACCUUGAAAACUCAUGUAAGAGAGGAAAAAUUUAGACGGAACAACAGGAACCAUUUUACCUCAAAUCUCAAAAACGAGAACUGCUCAAAUGGUCCAACAGAAAAUGAAAAGGAACAGUGGCUGCUUGGUCUCCUGUCAUUUCAAUCUGAACUUGCAAAUUACCUGGCUAAAGAUAAAAGUACAAAACCUCCAUCACCUAAUACCACAGAACCUUGUGAAAAGAAUCAGUCGAAUGAGGAAGCAUCUAAAACUGAAACCGCAAUCAAAACCGAGUCAGAAGUCAAGAGCGCUGAUGAAAACUGUACAAAUAAACAUAGUGUAGCAAAUGGUGAUACUUUAGACACCUUAAAAACGGAAGUGCCACACCCAUUAUGUAACGGGGAUGUGGUUUCAAGUAAGAAGUCCAAUCACCUAACCCAACUGGGCAACGAUGCUAGUUCAAAGAAAAGUAAUGUUGAAGAAAAAUCUGAUACAGCCGCUAUUUCAGACAAAGUUCCUAGGCAUAGCUCUCAAUGUAACGUUUCUAUAUCAGGUGUGGAUUCACUGCUAAAUAGUGUGAAUGAGUUAGGGAAACUGACUACAUCAGUCUUAUCAACAGCAGAUUCGUGCAAACUUCUAGAAAGCCUGGAUCCUCGUCUAGUCCACUUGUUGGCAUGUCAGCAGUUACAGAAAUUGACGGACAGUGUCCGCACAUCUCAGCUAGCUUUUGACAAGUCUUUGAAUGAUUCUGAAGAAGAAUGGAAAGUUUCUACCAAGGCUCGUGCAACCAUUUCUCCUCUCAGUUUGCUCUCUGCUCCGUCUGUUCCCAUGGUACUUCGGACGCUCACAAUUGGAACAGAUUCCUGUGCUGAUCUAUGUCUAAAAAAUUAUGGUCAUUGUGACUUCGUUUCCUCAAAACAUGCCGCCAUAUUUUUUGAUGAGGGCUCUCUACAUUAUGAACUGUUAAAUUAUAGUGAACAUGGGACCACCGUAGACAAUGUCCUUUACUCUUGUGAUACUUCAAAUAGACCCAGGCCACGAGUGAAUACUCGAAGUAGAUCCAACAAGGAAGGCAUCAAAGUCAAAAGGCCGGUCUAUAAGUAUGCUGAUGAUUCUGAUUCAGAAGAAGAAAUUAAAUUAGAUCCAUUCGGUGGCAGAACACCCAAAUGGAUGAGGUGCAAGUGCUACGAAGAUGACCCAAGCAGUGGAAGUGAAAGCGAGGGCGAAGAGGUGACAUCAGGGAAAAACCAUGGUUGGGAAGGUUCUGCUCUUUUAAAUCACGGAUCUCAAAUCAGUUUUGGUUGCCUCAAGUUUAUCUUCAGUAUUAGUGAGUUUGCUCCAUCUCUUUACAUUAAGGAACACAAUUCAGUGAAAGAUUUCUUGAGUGACUGUAAGGUGAUUCAUUCAUCAAGAAUGACAGUUAAAGAUCAGCAAGCCAAGAAGAAGCGAAGAUCUGCCUCAAUUUCGUCUUCUUCCUCAUCAUCAUCCUCAACUCUCUCUCACACGAGUAAGAUGGAGGUAGAUAGUGAUGAGUCCUGUGAUGAAUAAGACUUUUUGUGCUGUUGGAUGGUUUUUACUUCAUUCCUCUUACAGAAAAAUUCACCGUCAUUGGUAGAAAUAAGCAGCGCUGAAGAUUAAUCAGCUCUAAAUUUUAAAAAUGUGCACUAUUUUUAGUUGCACUUUUGAUGAUUUUUUUCAAGAGGGAGCAAUUGUUGUAACGUACUUCUACUGAGAGUGCAGUUUUUUCUUCAAGUCUCAGUUCAGGGUCCAUUUCGAAAGUUCUGUUUUUUCUUUGUUAGUCUCUAUUUAUUCUUUCAUAUUUUCCUUUUAAAGCAAAGCAAAUGAAAGACAUUUUAAAUCAACGUUUUCAAAUUAACUAUGAUCUGAAAUGAUAGGAUAUUAGGGUAUGCAAGCUGUGUAUAUACUGAGAUCUAUCCAAUAGAUCAGAUUGCCACUCUCUCAUUUUCUAAUUGUUUUCUUUAGGAAACGACAUUUUAUUUGAAACCUCCCUUGAAGUUAUCAGUCGUCUAAAAUACAGCAAACCCCAAAGUCCAAUGGUUGUUUAAUAUUCUUCAACCCAUUGCUUCCCUUUUCUCUUUUCAAAAUGUUAUUAGUACUUGUGCUUCUGCGAAGCGCUGAUUGGUUUUACGCUAAAAAAAAUGAAGAAUCUGCACUUUCGGCAAAAUUGCACUGACCAUUAAGUGCUAUCCAUAGCAGUUCUUCCAGGUUGAAGUAAGCAAUCAUUUUUCUCCAGCAAGUUUAGUGAUCUAUGAUCACACUAAUGAAACUGAAGACUAAAACAAUCAGCUUCAAUUUUAAAGAAUCUUCAGGUUUUUCCAGUGUGAUAAUGUGCUUGUAAGUAACAGAAAUUAAUUUAUUGUUAGUUUUACUUUUGAUGUAAAUUCUACAGACUCUCACCAGGCUGAGGCCAACAAAAAAUGAGUCAAAUGCAAUUUUCGUAAUAACGCAUCAUGGCUAGUGGGUCAGUUGCACUCGUCUUAGAAUCUUGUUUUAAUGGUUUAAGCUUACAGAUUAACAAAGCUAUUACCCAUCAAAAAACGUAAUGUAUGACAUUAUUUAUUGUGGUAAAGCAUUCUGUGGUUUCUUCCAUUUGGUUUCAUCCAUGUUUUACGUUUUGCAAUCAGAGCAAAUGUGAGUAUCAAUGACGGAUGAAACCAAGGCAGAAGAAACUGUGGGAUGCUCUACUGCGGUUGAUGACAUCAUACACUGUAUUUUUUUAUAAACAAUAUCUCUGUUAAAAUUAGUUGUAGAAACCCAGCAUUUGAAUAUGCAGUAUCAUUUUUUGCGAAUCUGUAAGCUUAAUAGACUAAGCACAACUGAUCCACUCUAGCAAUGUGACUUAACCCCUCAUCUUCAUUCGUUCUUCUCUUUUUGUGCCGUACCACACCCAAAAUUUUCUUUUCAAGGAAGAAGUUCUUAGUGUAAAACACUUGGAUGAGGCAUUAAAAAGCAUGUCUUGAAACCUCUCCACACUUCAUUUUUGGUUUUUGUCGUUUGAUACAUUCAUUAUGCGUCAUUCGCUAGAGUUAGAGGAAUGAAAAUAAUUGAGUCUUAAAACUGAAAUCAUGAACCUCCUGUCUAAAAGUUUCUGAACUUUAUUUUCUUUAAGAAGUAGCAACCAAUUUUUCUUGAUGAGUACCAUCAUCUUGAAUUCUAUGGGUACGCUUGUUUCCCUUGCUCUCUCUCUAAACGUUGCAGA
Messenger RNA from Bemisia tabaci, 4764 nucleotides. Its product is annotated as PHD finger protein 12. Gene Ontology annotation, cellular component: nucleus; Sin3-type complex. Gene Ontology annotation, molecular function: transcription corepressor activity; protein binding. Gene Ontology annotation, biological process: negative regulation of transcription by RNA polymerase II. The record is from RefSeq and is a predicted model, not a curated record. NCBI's taxonomy places the organism in Eukaryota, Metazoa, Arthropoda, Insecta, Hemiptera, Aleyrodidae.